Asparagus officinalis (garden asparagus) is the source of this 1701-nucleotide messenger RNA. RefSeq names its product subtilisin-like protease SBT1.5. Gene Ontology annotation, molecular function: serine-type endopeptidase activity. The coding region runs from base 1 to 1701 and encodes 566 amino acids. The record is from RefSeq and is a predicted model, not a curated record. The transcript has 2 exons. Gene Ontology annotation, biological process: proteolysis. Lineage: Eukaryota; Viridiplantae; Streptophyta; Magnoliopsida; Asparagales; Asparagaceae.
AUGGACAGUGGAAUCAAGUACAGCCACCCUUCAUUCGACGAUCAGCAGAUGUCUCCGCAUCCCCAACCACCCAUAUGGAAAGGAACAUGCUACUGGAGCCAAGGCGGAUGCAACAAGAAGAUCAUCAGUGCUGUCGGUUUCCAUCAAGGACGAAUAGUUUCGCCGUUGGACACCAGAGGGCAUGGGACCCACACGGCAAGCACAGCUGCCGGGAGCUUCGUUGAUGACGCCAAUGCCGUCGGUCAUGCAAAGGGCACGGCUUCCGGGUUAGCUCCAGGAGCUCAUCUCGCAGUCUACAGAGUCACGCCCGGGACUUCUGCAGAUAUUCUCAAAGGUAUAGACCAAGCUAUCCAUGAUCAGGGGGGAAACGCGGGGCCUCUAGCGAACCAAGUCGACGGAGCUCCAUGGAUUCUAAUGGUCGGAUCGAGCGUCAUGGACAGAAGGGUAAGAUCGAUAGUAGAGCUCGGAGAUGGCCGAGAAUUCUAUGGGGAAUCGGCUUAUCAGCCAGAUAACUUCCCUCCCACUCAGUUUCCUUUGAUUUAUCCAUACGGCGUCCUGAAAUCUGAGGAUUCGAGGAAAUGCCAUGGCAACGCUCUAAAAUUGAUCGACAUCACAGGUAAGAUUGUGCUGUGUGGAGCCAAUACGGAUUAUAAAAAGAAUGUGGAAGCCAGCGAUGAGGUUAAAAAGGCCGGUGGCAUCGCCAUUAUAGUCCUGAGCCAGGCGGGGAUGGGGAAUCGAACGGACGCCGAUGCUUUUCUCCAUCCAGCUUCUCGUGUUACCUACAACGACUCAAAAGAAAUUAUGACGUAUUUCAAACAGGAAUCAAAUCCUACUGCAGCGAUGAAGUUCGACGGAACGCAAUUUGGAGGUCGCCCCGCACCUGUAGUGUCCUCCUUUUCGAAUCGAGGGCCUAACCCCUUUAACGGUAACAUAAUAAAGCCAGACGUUAUUGCACCCGGUUCGAACAUUCUCGCAGCUUGGCCAACUGAAGUUGGGCCGAGUCAUACAGGCACGGAUAAGACGUUCAUCAUGGUAAGUGGAACUUCGAUGGCCACACCUCAUGUUUCAGGGAUCGUAGCUCUUCUCAAGCACAAUCAUCGACAUUGGUCACCUGCCGCAAUUAAAUCAGCAAUCAUGACAACAGCCUACACGAAAGACCCAGAUGGUAAUCCGAUAAAAGAUCAAUACGAUGGUGAAAAUGCUGGAGUUUUCACGAUGGGAUCGGGCCAUGUGGAUCCCGUGGCAGCUAAUGAUCCGGGUCUGAUAUAUGACAAUGACCCGCACGAUUACAUCCGAUAUCUUUGUGGGAUGAAACUUACGGAUUCUGAGGUAUCAACAAUUGCUGGUGGCCCGAUUGUGUGUUCUCAAGUUCAAGCUAUUGAGCCUGAGCAAUUGAACUAUCCUUCGAUUUCGGUGUAUCUCGGGGCUAAAUUGGUAUCGAAGACUGUGAAUCGAAUGGUGACGAAUGUUGGUGAUGCUAACUCAGUUUACACGGUGAAGGUUGAUAAUCCAGAGGGAGUGGAUGUGGAUGUUGACCCUAUUACCCUUACAUUCAAUAAUGAAGGUGAAAAGCAAGAUUUUACUGUGACAUUGAGUAUUCAAGGAGUACCACCCAAAGUAGGCAAAGUUUCAGAAGGGCAACUGGUAUGGGAUUCUGGCAAGUAUUUUGUGAGGAGUCCUAUUGCAGUUACAUUCACCUGA